Molecule: messenger RNA, 621 nt
Organism: Striga hermonthica
Lineage: Eukaryota; Viridiplantae; Streptophyta; Magnoliopsida; Lamiales; Orobanchaceae
Source: the annotation of a GenBank genome assembly
AUGGCAGCCUCGCCUCUGAGUGAAGACGGGUCGGGUUACAAACCUCAAAUGGACGAGCUCUGUUGGACUCCUGAUUAUAUUAAGUCAAAGACACUAUCAGACAAGGAGAUCUUGAGGUACAACAAUAUUAGAAGUAGUAGUGAAAAUGGUGUGGAUUUAGAGGUGGUUAGCUUGUGUAGCGGUUUCGUCGGGGGAGAAACGAUUCUCCCGUACAUGUCGUCGAGUUUGCCGAGCAUGCUGUCUUUAAUAACAGGCCAUGAAUUUAGUUUAAACUCGUUAAGGUUCAUGCAAGAGUUGAUGGGUUGUAUUCCUGUGGUGCACAUCGAGGAUGUUUGUGACGCGCAUAUUUUCUGCAUCGAGAAAGGCUCGUUGAGUGGCCGGUUCUUGUGCGCGGCCGAGAGCGUGACGAUCGAGGAUAUGGCUAAUUGCUAUGGGGAGAUUUACCCUGAAUUUCAUAUAGAAGAAGGAUUGAAGAGUGGGCCUAUUGGGAGAAGCAAAUGUGAGCUAUCAAAGUUGAGAAAAGAGGGGUUUGAGUUCAAGUAUGGAUUGAAACAAAUACUAAAGGAUAGUGUGAAAUGUGCAAAAAGGUUGGGGUUUUUACAAGAAUUUGCCCAACUUUGA